Messenger RNA from Trifolium pratense (red clover), 2504 nucleotides. RefSeq names its product beta-galactosidase 16-like. The record is from RefSeq and is a predicted model, not a curated record. Gene Ontology annotation, biological process: carbohydrate metabolic process. The coding region runs from base 132 to 2231 and encodes 699 amino acids. Gene Ontology annotation, molecular function: beta-galactosidase activity. Gene Ontology annotation, cellular component: cell wall; vacuole. The transcript has 18 exons. Lineage: Eukaryota; Viridiplantae; Streptophyta; Magnoliopsida; Fabales; Fabaceae.
GCAAGUAAUAUCUCUCUCUCUCUCUCUCUCUCUCUCUCUCUCUCUCUCUCUCUCUCUCUCUCUCUCUCUCUCUCACACACACACACACACACACACACACACACACAAAAACAGCAUUACCAAAAUAUACUAUGGGAGAUUGGUGGUGGUGGCGGUGUUCUUUUUUAUUAGUUUCACUGAUUUUAACAGCAUCUCUUGGCACCAUCCAUGGUGGCAAUGUCACCUACGACAGAACAUCAUUAGUCAUUAAUGGCCAACAUAAAAUCCUCUUCUCCGGUUCAAUUCAUUAUCCUCGUAGCACUCCUCAGAUGUGGCCUAACUUAAUUGCCAAAGCCAAGGAAGGGGGAUUAGAUGUCAUACAAACUUAUGUAUUUUGGAAUCUUCAUGAGCCUCAUCAAGGCCAGUAUGAGUUUAGUGGAAGGUUUGAUUUAGUGGGAUUCAUUAAAGAAAUUCAAGCACAAGGUUUAUAUGUGUCACUUAGAAUUGGACCUUACAUUGAGAGUGAAUGCACUUAUGGGGGUCUACCAUUAUGGUUACAUGAUAUUCCAGGAAUUGUAUUUAGAUCUGAUAAUGAUCAAUUCAAGUUUCACAUGCAAAGAUUCACAACCAAAAUAGUCAACCUAAUGAAAUCAGCCAAACUUUUUGCUUCACAAGGAGGACCUAUCAUACUAUCUCAGAUUGAGAAUGAAUAUGGUAACGUCGAAAGGGGGUUUCAACAGAAAGGAUUCAGCUAUGUUCGUUGGGCGGCUCAAAUGGCCGUGGGACUCCAAACGGGUGUACCUUGGGUAAUGUGUAAACAAGAUGAUGCUCCUGACCCUGUGAUCAACACAUGCAAUGGCAUGCAAUGCGGGAAAACAUUUAACGGGCCAAACUCGCCUAACAAGCCUUCAUUAUGGACAGAGAAUUGGACUAGUUUUUAUCAAUUCUUUGGUGGAGUACCAUACCUGAGAUCAGCUUCAGACAUUGCCUACAAUGUUGCCUUGUUCAUUAUUGCAAAGAAAGGAAGCUAUGUGAAUUACUACAUGUACCAUGGAGGAACCAAUUUUGAUAGAUUGGCCUCCCCUUUCAUAACAACAGCUUAUUAUGAUGAGGCUCCACUAGACGAAUAUGGUUUGGUAAGGCAACCAAAAUGGGGACAUCUUAAGGAGCUACAUGCUGCAAUCAAGUCAUGUUCACAACCUCUUCUUUAUGGAACUCAAACCACUUUCAACUUAGGCUUACAACAAAAAGCUUAUGUUUUCAGAAGCUCCACAGAAUGUGCUGCCUUCUUGGAAAAUAGUGGACCUAGGGAUGUCACAAUUAAAUUUCUAAAUAUUCCGUAUCAAUUGACCCGAAAAUCAAUCAGUAUUCUACCAGGCUGCAAGAAUGUAGCAUUCAAUACUGGCAAGGUGACUAUACAGAACAGUAUCAGAGAAAUGAAACCGCAGUUUCGGUUUAAUUCAGCUGAAAAAUGGAAAGUGUAUACAGAAGCCAUCCCUAAUUUUGACGAUACGUCAUUAAGAGCAAAUAGAUUAUUAGAUCAAAUCGCCACAGCAAAAGAUACAUCUGAUUACAUGUGGUACACUUUCAGGCUUAAUCACAACUCUCCUAAUGCUCAAUCUGUUCUUAGUAUAUACAGCCUAGGACAUGUUUUGCAUUCGUUCGUCAAUGGAGUCUUAACAGGUUCUGCACAUGGAAGUCACAACUAUACGUCUGUUGCAAUGGAAAAAAAUGUUAAUCUGGUAAAUGGGAUGAACAACAUCUCCAUACUAAGUGCAACAGUUGGAUUGCCGAACUCGGGAGCAUAUUUAGAGCGCAAAGUUGCUGGUUUGAGUAAAGUGAAAGUUCAAAGAAGAGAUUUCACUAAUUACUCAUGGGGAUAUCAGGUUGGGUUGUUGGGAGAAAAAUUGCAAAUCUAUACAGUCAGUGGAUUAAGUAAAGUUCAGUGGAAAAGUUUUCAAAGCUCUACUAAACCACUAACAUGGUAUCAGACCACAUUUGAUGCACCAGAAGGUAACAAACCUGUAGUGCUUAACCUUGGUUCCAUGGGAAAGGGACUUGCUUGGGUUAAUGGCCAAGGUAUUGGUCGAUAUUGGGUAUCUUUCCACACUCCACGGGGGACUCCUUCUCAACAAUGGUAUCACAUACCCCGUUCCUUCCUAAAAGCUACCGGGAACCUACUUGUUAUACUAGAAGAAGAAACUGGAAAUCCUUUAGGAAUCACUCUAGACACAGUAUACAUCACGAAUUGAGAUCGUCUUCAUUCGAAAGAUCGCACAUUGUGAGUAAACAUUCAACAAAGAGUGCUCUGUCUUCAGUCACACGAAUAAAAAUGUAUCAUGGAAUGGAUAUAUCAUUAUUUGUAGUAUUAUUAGGCUUCAUGGUUACUGUAAAAGGGUUAUCUUACAAGUAGAGAGCACAGAAUAGCUAAAAGAAAGAUAUGUUUAGUUUAAGUAGUCUUGUACACAUCAAGAUAAAAUUUAAAUAUAUCUUAUAGAAUGAAAAUGGAGUAAAUUUAGAGACAA